This is a messenger RNA of Prunus armeniaca (apricot), 759 nucleotides long. Lineage: Eukaryota; Viridiplantae; Streptophyta; Magnoliopsida; Rosales; Rosaceae. The record is from the annotation of a GenBank genome assembly.
AUGGGCCUUGCCGUUCGGCAAGGUACAAGGGAUUUGGGAGGGAAGGAAUUUGGGGUUACGAAGGCUUUACACUUGGAGAAUUUUGAGAGAAAUUUCCAGAAAGUGAGAAGGAGAAAAGAGAUUUCCGGCGAGAUUUUGGUGGUGGUGCUUGUGGCCAAAAUGUUUGAAAGUUUUGAUAAAGAAAGUCAUGACCCCUCUGCCUUUGGUGGGGAUGAUACUGAGAGUGAAGAGCCCAGGGAGAGUUCCCAGACAGAGGGUCUGGUAGAAGGUAUCAUAGAAAGUUGGAUGGUAGUUCAUGAUGGUGAGAUAGGUGAGCCAUCAAUAGAUUCUCGGGAUGCUGAGUACAAAGAGAUGCAGAGGAAUUACAAAGUGUUAGAGGCUAUGGCUGAUCAGGUUCUAGCCUUGCCUCAUACACCAGAGGUGGGCUCGAGCAAUCAGGCAUCACCAUCAGGGUCUGUGGGUAUAGCCAUGGCUUCAGCUUCAGAGGGGGUGGACAUAGGAAGUAAUGUUCCAGCUUAUGUGGGCUUGAGGUUACCCACUGCGGCUGAUGUGGUCAGAUACCCUCCAGAGGGUUCAGUGAUGAUUUUUAUGGAUAUGUAUCAACAUGGCUUCAGACUACCGUUGCAUCCUUGGGUGCAGAUGAUAUUGGCCAAGCUGGGGUAUGCGCCAGGGCAGUAUAAUCCUAACUUUUGGCUUCUUCUACAUGGGGUUUACAUUGCUUGGUGGUUGGCUGGGUUGGGGGAGCCGACAUUUGAGUAG